Molecule: messenger RNA, 1453 nt
Organism: Lycium barbarum (goji berry)
Lineage: Eukaryota; Viridiplantae; Streptophyta; Magnoliopsida; Solanales; Solanaceae
Exons: 4
Coding region: 602-1402 (266 amino acids)
Source: RefSeq, a predicted model, not a curated record
UGCGGUAAAACUAUUUAAAUUUACAUUAAUAAUUUAAUUAAAUGUCUUUUCUACUUGGUAAUCACUGAUUUGUAUUUAUAUGUUAUGCAACUAUUUGUAUGGACGCCGUACGCUGCCAUAUUAGAUGGUUUGCCACCCUUCUGUAGCGCAGGUCAGGGGGUUUGGAGGUCGCGGUGUCCAUUGAUACACUUGGAAAUCGUAGAGGAUCACAUGCCCGAGCGUGUCUUACGACAGUUUGGGCAUACACAGAGUAUACCCCCUGAUGUCCGUCAUGAGCUCCGACACUACCAGCGGGACAAUCGGGCUGUCGUUGAUGAUGAUUUUUUGGCUUUCAUGGAUGUCCAGCUCCACCGUUGGGAGAACAGGUUGGGCACUUUAGCGGUGGUCGGCCAUUUGACUCCCAUUGAGCAUUACAUGCGCUGGUAUCAUCAGAUCACACGCCGAUUAAUCGGCAACCCAGCUUUGCGACCCCCUAGGGAUGUAGGAUACUCAGCACUCGCGGGGCAUAUGAGGCAUUAGUAAGUUUAUCGUAUUUAGAUUUAUUUAAUUGCAUUAAUUGUUACGUUUUAAAAAUAAACUUUUUUGUUUCUGUUAAACACAAAUGCAGCUGGUGGCCGUACAACGUUUACGUAUCUUGGGGUUAGAGCAUAUGCCUUACCUUGGGCUUGCGGGGCUUGCCGCGGAGAUGGUUAGGAUAUCCGAGGAUGGUAUCUGGCAAGCAGGCGAGAUUAGGCGCAUGGCGGAGCCUGUUCCGGAGGCUGAGUAUCAGGCAGCACCGGGUGCUCCCAGAGGAGGAGGCCGUGCUGGCAGAGGACGCCGUGCUGCCGGAGGACGCCGUGCGCGUAGAGGACCUGGUGGUGGAGGACACCAUCUGGUAGAUGAGGCGGAUGAGGCCGAUCCCAUUCCAGAGGGCGUUCACGGUCUAGUCCAUCCGCAGCCGUUCCAGGCCGGUGGCAGCUCACCUGGGGACUCACCUACGUUUACGCCGGCGCUCUUACUUGCUGAGAUACCAGGGUCUUCAUCACAGUCGAGCCAGAAUACAUACAUGGAGGAGCGUGAUAACGUUGAUUGGGCGGCGUUACACGCUUCAUUAGCUGAUGAGCGGCCUGUGAGGAAUUUAGAGGGAGCCCGGAUACUUGACUUCGAUGAGUUUUUGAUCCCGGAUUCGGCGCCAGCGGGUCCACCAGAGCCACCCACUCAGGCAUUUUCUCAUGGGCCUGCCGAGCCAGCGAUGUCUUCCCAUGUGACUGUCGAGCCACAUGAUUCAGCGCCAGCGGGUCCACCAGAGCCACCCACUCAGGUAUUUUCUCAUGGGCCUGCCGAGCCAGCGAUGUCUUCCCAUGUGACUGUCGAGCCACGUGAUUCGGUGCCAGUGGGUCCACAGGAGCUGCCCAUUCCGUAGCAUUCUCAUCAGCCUGCCGAGGCAGAGGUGUCUUCUCAUGAAACUACCGAG